Molecule: messenger RNA, 4523 nt
Organism: Myripristis murdjan (pinecone soldierfish)
Lineage: Eukaryota; Metazoa; Chordata; Actinopteri; Holocentriformes; Holocentridae
Gene: sfmbt1
Product: Scm like with four mbt domains 1
Exons: 22
Coding region: 189-2828 (879 amino acids)
Biological process (GO): negative regulation of DNA-templated transcription
Cellular component (GO): nucleus
Molecular function (GO): chromatin binding; transcription corepressor activity; histone binding
Source: RefSeq, a predicted model, not a curated record
GACCACCGCUGCGGCUCGCGCUCACCAACCGUCUUUUUAUUUUGAAACGCCCCGCCGGAAAUGCUGGUUUUAACUCGGGCUGACUUGACGCUGCCAUGAACGAGCAGGCGGAGAAGAACGGCAUCUAAAAACCGACUUGGAAAAACUAUUUACCGAGCAUCUAGACUUGGCCUUUAGAAGGCGGCAACAUGAGUCAGGAGUCGCUGGAGUCUGAUGGGGACUCUGGUCAGGAUGUGUCUGACUUUAACUGGGAUGAUUACCUGGAGGAGAACGGAGCUGUGUCUGUGCCCCAUCACGCCUUCAAGCAUGUGGACCAGGGCUUGCAGACGGGCCUGACUCCAGGUAUGAAGCUGGAGGUGUGUGUGCGCUCUGAGUCUGACAGUCCCUACUGGGUGGCCAACAUCAUCACCACGUGCGGCCAGCUGCUGCUGCUGCGCUACGAGGGCUACCAGGAUGACCGGCGCACAGACUUCUGGUGUGACAUCAUGACGGCAGACCUCCACCCUCUAGGCUGGAGCCGCCAGCAUGGCAAGACCAUGAGAGCCCCUGAGGGUGUGCGUGAGAAGCACCAGGACUGGGAGGCUCUGCUGGAAAAGGCCCUGGCUGAGGAGUGCAGUGUGCCCGCCAACCUGCUGGAAUUGCCUCAGCGUGGCAGGGACCCCGUGGAGCUCCUGUGUGCUGGCUGCUAUGUGGAGCUGCAGGACAACGCCGACCCGGCGCUGGCCUGGGCCGCUGAGGUGGAGGAGAACGUCGGAGGCCGGCUGAAGCUGCGCCUGGUGGGCACCGAGGGCCUCCCGGACACACCCGCCACCCUCUGGCUCUACUACCUGCACCCACGCCUCCACCCACUCGGCUGGGCCAAAGAGCACGGCUACACCCUCAGCCCCCCCGCAGAGCUGCUGGCGCUGCGGACAGAGGAAGAGUGGGAGAAAGUGAGACAGAGGAUCAGUGAGCUGCCUCAGGAUGAUGCUCUUACUGAGGAGUUCAGUAAGGAUCACCCUGCCAUCACUCCUCAUUGUUUUAAGGAAGGGAUGAAACUGGAGGCUGUUGACCCUGCUGCUCCCAUUUCUAUCAGACCUGCCACUGUCACCAAGGUGUUCAACGAGCAGUACUUCCUGGUCAAGAUGGACGAUCUUUGUGGUUUUGAUGAGCCAGAGAGUGCAGGCCGGUCGUUCCUGUGCCACAGGGACAGUCCAGGGAUCUUCCCCACUCAGUGGAGCCUCAAGAACGGGGUCACACUCAGCCCCCCACCAGGAUACCAGGGUCCAGACUUUGACUGGGCCGACUACCUGAAACAGUGUGAGGCCGAGGCGGCUCCCCAGCAUUGCUUCCCCACUGAGCAGUCAGACCACAGCUUCAAAGAGGCCAUGAAACUGGAGGCUGUCAACCCGCUGUCACCUGAGAACAUUCACGUGGCAACAGUCACCAAGGUCAAAGGGCAAUACGUUUGGCUCAGCCUGGAAGGACUGAAGCAGCCCAUGCCAGAGCUGAUUGUUCAUGUGGACUCCCUGGACAUUUUCCCUGUCAGCUGGUGUGAGACAAAUGGAUAUCCUCUGGUCUACCCGAUCAAGCCCUCGGUUGAGAAGCAGAGGAAGAUCGCUGUGGUGCAGCCUGAGAAACACAGAACCCCACCCAAGUCUUCAUCACCUGAUACUGUGAAGCAGCAGGUGGCCAGCCAGUCGGAGACAGGACAGGGGAACGGGAAGUACUGCUGUCCCAAGAUCUACUUCAACCACCGCUGUUUCUCUGGGCCUUACCUCAACAAGGGGCGCAUCGCCGAGCUGCCUCAGUUUAUUGGCCCUGGGAACUGUGUCCUCGUUCUCAAAGAGGUGUUGACUCUGCUGAUAAACUCAGCCUACAAGCCCAGCCGUGUGCUGAGAGAGCUGCAGCUGGACCAGGAAGGCCGCUGGCAAGGCCAUGGAGAGACACUCAAAGCCAAGUACAAAGGGAAGAGUUACCGGGCUACUGUGGAGAUCGUCCGCACUGCAGACCGAGUGGCCGAGUUCUGCAGGAAAACCUGCAUCAAGCUUGAGUGCUGCCCAAACCUGUUCGGACCUCGCAUGGUUCUGGAGCGCUGCUCGGAAAACUGCUCCGUCCUCACCAAAACCAAAUACAGCUCAAGGAAACAGACCUCGUCGGACAGUGGGUUUACUGCGUAUUACUAUGGCAAGAAGAAGUCCAGACGUGUGGGCCGCCCACCCGGGGGCCACUCCAACCUGGAGGGAGGCGUGAAGAGGAGAGGGAGGAGGCGGAAGAGGAGGAAACAGCUGUUUGUCCACAAAAAGAGACGCUCCUCUGCUUCAUUGGACAACACCCCUGCCGGGUCUCCACAGGGCAGUGGAGAGGAGGAAGAUCUGGACGAGGAUGAUUCCCUCAGUGAAGACUCUGGCUCUGAGCUGCAGGACGACCUCCAGGAUGACUCGGAAUAUUCUGUUGGGAAGUCUCAGCCCACAACGCCGUCCCCCUCCCCACCAGCAACACCCAGGCCUACACGCCGGCGCCGGAAACCCCGCUCUCCCUCUUUCUCUGAUGAUGAGAACCGUCCUCCUUCACCAAAGACCUCAAAGACGGAGACUCCUCAGAAGCUGUGUUUGGACACCAGCCCCCUGGAGUGGAGCGUUACUGAUGUGGUUCGUUUCAUUAGGACCACUGACUGUGCUCCUCUUGCACGGAUCUUCCUGGAUCAGGAGAUUGACGGGCAGGCCCUGCUCCUGCUGAACCUGCCGACGGUGCAGGAGUGCAUGGACCUGAAGCUGGGACCGGCCAUCAAACUGUGCCACCACAUCGAGAGGGUCAAGCUGGCGUUCUAUCAGCAGUUUGCUACGUAGCUGAUGGGGAAUGAAAAGAGACAUUACUACAUCCUGCUCACUGUAUCAAUCCUGUGCGGGGGAGGGGGAAAAAAGUCAUCUCACUUUUCUACCACUGGACAUCCUUUAGAAUCCUGCAUACACCACAGCGAGGGAGCGUCAUGCAUGGACACGAGAUGGAUGGAGCAACAUGACUUAUCCAUUUGUGCAGAGUGACGUGAACACCAGUACUACAGCUCCAGUGGUCUGACAUUGUGUCCCUCCAUUGUUUUCCACCUGUCGCGCCGUCUUAAACAGGGAAUCACUAAAUUGCAGUUUUUAAUAGUCACUAUUCCAUGACAUAGAACAUUUGAUUUGUCAAUAUUCAUUAUUUCCCCCUGGAGCCAUAGAAAUAUAUUUAAAACCAGAUGGCCUGAGAAACGGCAACAAUGAUUUUCAGUGGGGAUUAGGGCACAUCAUUAUCAAUUCAUUCAUUAUUAUCAAUACAGUAUCUAAAGAAUAUAUAUUUCUGUGGUUUCUUGGUUUUGGAGAGCAGUUUAUAGUCACAUGCAGACUGGUCAGUCCUGGAUCGAAGACGUAACAGUCUAAAAAUUGCUUUUAAGAGGAAUACUGUUGCUAUAUUUUUCAUUGAGUCCAUGUCAAAUUAACGUACACAGCCCACCCUUUAUACAUGGCUGUAAUUUGAUUUGUAUAGAGCUGAACCACAUAAAAAUCCAGCGGGAAAUGCUCCCAAAAUCCAGUGAAAGGAGAAUUUAAUGGUGGAUUAUCAAAAGUGGACAUCAAAAUGUUUUGUAUGUAUAUGUAACAGUGCGAUUUCCUGAGUUGUCCUAAAACUAGCCAUUUCAGUGUGUACAGCGGAGAUGUUUGUUGAUGCCGGGUGUAAAUGUUGUCCAGACACGUCACUGUCCGAUGUGAAAGGGGCCUUACUCUUUUAAAAGGGAUCAGAGGAGUUAGUUAAUAAGGCCUCUUCGACUCCAGAGCGGCUGACAAUGCAAGGAUUCUAUAAUGUAAGCACAAGCAAAACCAUGUACUGUAUGGUGGUAUGCAACGUGUAUAUAACAGUGCAUGUGUUUGUAUAUAGUGUACAUAGUCAAAUAUCUUCUAGUGCAACAGGGUGAUUAAAAAGAUUUUUCUAUUGAGCAAUUAACUUUCUCCAUAAGCAUUGUGUAAUGCCCUAGGCAUAUAUUUGCAAAGCAUAGGCCUAAAUGUUUUAAUUUGGAUGCAGACUUGACAGAGCAUUUCCCAGCCUCUGCUUCGGGACAGGCUAUCUUUAGCAGGGGUUAAAAAAAAUAAUAAUAAUAAAUCUGCUGCAUCAUAACCAUAAUGAAGCAUAAUCCCACAUUUGAGUAAUACUGUUUCAGCAGUUUAAGAUCAUUUACUAAUUUUUAAAGUAGGCAAUAUAAAAGAAUUGUCUGUUUAUAACAGUUAACUUAAUUAUAGAGACCAUUUGGGUUGUAAUGGUAAAUGGGCAGUCUUAAAAGCAAAUGGAUCUACAUAAAAUGCUUCUGUGAAUCAAUUCAUCUGAUUUUUCUUUUGCCAAUUUAUUGUAGUCUGUGAUGUGAUUGAUUUUGUGUGAGAAAACUGCAGUAUUUGUUGCUCAUUUGCCUGUUUAGUAGAAGCUAUACUCAAAAACAAUGGAACUGAUUUUUAUUUCAUCUUUGGGAAUUGUUAUUUAAGAGAAAACUGCAAUAAAACCGGUGAACAACAAAAUGUAAA